This is a messenger RNA of Trichogramma pretiosum, 13629 nucleotides long. RefSeq names its product dynein beta chain, ciliary-like. The record is from RefSeq and is a predicted model, not a curated record. The transcript is spliced from 29 exons. Gene Ontology annotation, molecular function: dynein light intermediate chain binding; dynein intermediate chain binding; ATP binding. Gene Ontology annotation, cellular component: dynein complex. Gene Ontology annotation, biological process: microtubule-based movement. Bases 1 to 13629 code for a protein of 4542 amino acids. Lineage: Eukaryota; Metazoa; Arthropoda; Insecta; Hymenoptera; Trichogrammatidae.
AUGGCCAAAGCCGGGGACGACGACGAGUACGUGGAGACGGAUCCGCGAUUUCUCUUCGUCUUCGAGUACCUGGAGCUCAAUUACAAGGUCAAAAUCGACGCCUGGUUCGCCAUGAAGGACAACAAAACUUACCUGAGCACCCUGAAAAACUUCUUCGAGACGCCGGACGAGCACAUGCUGCUGAUCGAGCUGUCGCCCGUGAGCGGCCUCGUCCCUCACAAUUUCAUUCAUCCGAAUUACAAGGCCAAAUUCGUGUACUUCGUGAAGAGAGACAUGAUCGCGAUCGACGCCGACAACGUCAAAGAGAUGCUGGUCGUUGGCGAAUUGCAGGCGAGAAAUUUCGACGAGCUGGGCGACUUCAUCGAAGACGAGUUGAUACCGAUAAUUUCGACGCCCAGAGGUGGAGGCGAUUGGCCUACUUACGUGCACGAGGAUAUCGAGAGAGAGAAGCACUCGAUCAAAAGUCGCAUAACUCAAAUAAAGAGUAAACUUCACGGCGAAACGAUCUUACCGAUGCCGCUGAACAUCGAGCACGUGUUCUCGGAGGAGCCGCCCAAGAAGAUGCGCCACAACAUCGAGAUGAUCGUGAUCUCCUGGGCCAAGGACAUCUGCGAGGUCAUGGCCGAGGACAGCAGUCAGGCCUUCGAGAUGGAGGAUCAUCCACUGCCGCGAACCGAGCUGGUCUUUUGGCGCAAGAGGAUGAGAAAUUUCGAGCUGAUCUACGAGCAACUGCGAGAUCCUCGAGUGAAAAAGAUGGCCCACAUCCUCGAGAAGGAGAAGAGCGUCUUUCUACACUGCCUCAGAAACGUCUUCAACGAAGUCGUCAAUUGUGUCCUGGAAGCCCGCGAGAUCUGCCUGUAUCUAUCCCCCCUGGAACGCUACUUUCAGGACAUCGAGAGCGAGUCGCACUUCCCGAGCAGCCAGCCCAAGUUCAAGCCGAUGAUGCACUGCAUCUGUCACGCCUGGGCCAAGUGCAAGCCCUACUGCAAGAGUCCCCGGGUCGUCGUGCUGCUGCGCGAGAUCUCCAAUCUGAUCUUGCUGCAGGCGGCGACCUAUCUCGAUCCUCAGUCGCUGUUCCAGGGCGACGCCGAGGACAGCCUCAAACGCUUGACCGAGACCAUCUCCACGAUCGAGUGGUACAGGGACGUGUACGAGUUCUUUCGCGGCCGUGUGCCGAGCUACUUCAGACGGCAGGAGCCCGUCCAGUGGACGUUCCACGAGAGGCUGGUGAUCGGCCGACUGCUCAAGCUGCUCGAGAGGUUGCGGGAGAUCGAGAACAUACUGACCAUAGCCCAGGAGUAUCUGAAGCUGGAGAAGAUCGAGCUGGGCGGUCUCAAGGGCAAGGAUCUGAUGAACGGCCUGAUCGACGUGUACGAGAGCUUCGUCAAGAGCUACAACGAGCUGUCGGCGGUCAACUACGAGAUCCUGCUGCCCGAGGAUCCGAGCUUCGAUCGCGACCAGCGUAUCUUUCUCGAUAAAGUCGACAAGUGGGAUCGUCGUCUCGGCUUUAUCCUCGAUCAGGCGUUCUCGGAGUGCGCGACGAUAGACAGCAUGCACAAGUUCACGGUGAACAUCGGCACGAUAGUGUCGAGGCCGGUGAUCGCUCGACAGCUCGAGCCCCAUUACGAGGAGCUGAUGAGGAAGUUGGACGCCGAGCUGGACGAGUCCAAGGCCAUACUCGAUCGGAAUCUCAAGCUGUACGAGGCGACGGGCUGCGGGGUGUUCGACGAGCACGUGCCGCCCGUCUCGGCCGAGCUGAAUUUCUUGAAGGAUCUGAAGAUUCGGGCGAGCGGCUCGAUCGAGGCGGUCAAGUCGGUGCAGCAUCCGGUGGUGCAGUCCGAGGCACUGGAGUACGCCCAGCUGAAGCAUCGGCAGCUGAUGAAACUGAUCGAGCUCAAGGAGAUCGAGUACUUCAAUCAGUGGACCGAGACCGUGCCGGACAAGUGCAAGAACGGCCUGGCCCAGAGGCUCUUCAGGCAGGACGAGUCCACCAACGACCAGCUGCGAUCCAACAUGGACCCGGAGCUGGCGAUGGUGCUCAAGGAGACCAGAUACAUGGUCACCAUCUUAGAGAAGGAGCAUCUGCCCGAGGACGCCGUGCAGAUCUUCGCCAAGGCCAGCUACUUCCACGAGACUCUGAUCAAGCUCGACAACGUGGCCAAGUGGUACAAUCACGUGAAUCGCGUCACCACCGCCACGGAGAAGUCGCUGAUCGAGGACGAGCUGUCGACCAUCAACGAGCUGAUACAGUACGCCCAGGAUACCUAUAACUGGGCGACGCCCGACAUCGGCGAAAUCUAUCUGGACGAGCUGCACGAGAUGGCGAGGAGUCUGCAGCAGAGGGUCGAUCAGGCGCAGGCGAAUCUCGCUUAUAUCAAGGGCAGAUUCGCGGGCUGGGUGUCGGUGCCGGUGAUCACGCGCCGGGACAACAGGCCCAACAUGCUGCUGGUGGUGAACGAGAGGAAGGACGCGUUCGAGAAGAGGUACGGGGUGGUCGCCGAGGACGCCAGAGAGCUGUUUCGGAUACUGGACGAGAAUUACAAGCUGUACUUCGAUCUGAUGCCCGAAGAGGUGGCCGGGGAGGAGGACGAGAAGAAGGACGAGGAGGAGAAGGAGAACGACGAAUCCGAGACGACGAAAAAAUCUCGGAUCUCGGGUCAGACCACUACCACCCAGGAAGAGGACACCGCAACGGCGAUCGAGGAGCUUCUCUCGCCGUCGGAGAUACUGCGCCGCGAGCAGGAGGCCGCGGCCGAAGCGGAGCGCGAGGCCGCCCGCCGAGUCAAGUGGCUGCCCUAUCUCGCCGAGAUCGACGAGACGGUCACGGGCGUGCUGGUGGAAGCCGUCAAGACCAGCAUCGCGUACAUCGUGCGCGAGACGGAUCGCGAGGCCGACAUCGAGCCCCUGUUCGAGGUCACGCUCCAGCUGAACGAGCACAAGAUCGUCUACGUGCCGCCGAUGGACCAGGAGUCCCAGGACGGCUUCUACGGCUUGUACGAGAGCAUCGUGCUGGACAUCAUGCGACAGGCGACCCUCGUGCCGAGGGUCGAUCCGCUCAAGGACGAGGAGGGCAGGCUUUACACGAUCGACUGCUCCGAGAACGAGAGCAUAAUCCUCAUGCUCGACGAGACACUGAGCCGCAUCAAGCGCGUCCUCGAGGCCUGUCGCGAAUUCGCCCUCGACUACGAGCGCUACACGUGGCUCUGGACCGAGGAUCGUCGCGCCUAUCUCCUUCUCUUUCUGCGCUUCGCACGGGUACUCACGGACCAGGAGAAGGAGCUGGUCGCCUCGUCCGAGGAGGAGGAGAUCGAGGCGCUGCCGAAUCAGGAGCCGCGACUCGACGACUUCAAGCGCGAGCUCGACCGUUUCGUCGAGCUGUACGAGCGAUGCUCCGCGAUCGACGAUCAGCGUGUGUUCGACAAGUGGAUGAGGGUCAAUGUGCGGCCGCUCAAACACAAUAUACUGAACAACAUAUGCAAGUGGUCCAACGUGCUGAAGCAGCAUCUGAUCGAUCACGUGCACAAGAGCCUGGACGAUCUGAGCGAGUUCCUGAAGAAGGUGCAGACGCGAUUCGUCAACAGGGUGGGCGACGACGAUUACAACGGCCUGCUCGAGACCAUAUACUACCUGAAAGAGGUCAGGGAUCGGGGCUACGAGAUCGACGACAUGUUCGAUCCGCUCAAGGCCACCAUAAAACUUCUCCACGAGUACCAAGUCGAGUUCGAGCCUACGGUGCACGAGCAGCUCACCUCCCUGCCCGAAUUCUGGCUGCUGAUCAAGAAACUCGCGGCCCAGGUCAAGCAGUACGUCUCGCCGCUGCUCUCGGUGCAGAUCGACUGGCUGCGCAAGAAGUUCGUCUGGUUCGACUAUCGGCAGAAGCGCCUGGCCAAGAAGUUCCGCCAGGAGGAGGUCUUCAGUCAUCGCUGCCGCGACGUGUACAUCAAGCUCGACGCCAUCAACGAGCAGGUGCAGGUGCUGAUGGACGAGCACCAGGAGCUGGCGCGCACCGCCGAGAUAUUCGAGCAGCCCAUGGAGGAGUUCCCCGAGUUGGAGCAGCUGAGGCGCGAGCUGAAGAUGCUGAAGAAUCUCUGGGAUUUCGUGAACGUGAUCACGUCGAAUCUGAUACAGUGGAAGAGUACGCAGUGGAAGAAGCUGGACAUCGAGUCGAUCGACAUCGAGUGCAAGAAGCUGACCAAGGAGCUGCGCAUGCUGGACAGGGAGGUGAAGCAGUGGCAGCUGUACGUGUACAUCGAGGGCCAGAUCAGGAACAUGAUGGCCUCGUUGAGGGCCGUGUCGGAGCUGCAGAAUCCGGCGAUACGCGAGCGACACUGGCAGCAGCUGAUGGCCGAAACACAGGUCAAGUUCACGAUGAACGACGGCACGACCCUCGAGGAGCUGCUGCAGCUCCAACUGCACAAGUUCGAGGACGAGGUGAAGAACAUCGUGGACAAGGCGGUGAAGGAGAUGGGCAUCGAGAAGAUGCUGGUGGAGAUCGGCAACACGUGGACGACGAUGGAGUUCGAGCGCGAGACCCACAGCCGUACCAAGCUCUACAUACUGAGGGUCAGCGAGGAGGUGAUCGACACGCUGGAGGAGAAUCAGGUGCAGCUGCAGACGAUGCUCGGCUCCAAGUUCAUCGGCUUCUUUCUCAAGGAGGUGUCGGACUGGCAGGCCAAGCUGAGCAACGCCGACGCCGUGAUCGGCGUCUGGUUCGAGGUGCAGAGGACCUGGGCCCAUCUCGAGAGCAUAUUUCUGGGCUCCGAGGACAUAAGGAGCCAGCUGCCCGAGGACUCGAAGAGAUUCGAGAUGAUCGAUCGGCAGUUCAAGGAACUAUUGAGAAUGAUGACGUCGGACUUGAACAUCGUCAAGGGCACGAACAAACCGAGAUUGUUGGAGAGCCUCGAGGACAUCAAGUAUCAGCUGAGCCUGUGCGAGAAGGCGCUGGCCGAUUAUCUCGACACCAAGAGGCUGGUUUAUCCGCGGUUUUACUUCAUAUCGCCCGCCGAUCUUCUCGAUAUUCUCAGCAACGGAAACAUGCCGGAGCAGGUUUGCAAACACCUGUCGAAGCUCUACGACUCCGUGGCGAAUCUCAAGUGGAAACAGGAGGCCGGUCGAAACACAAAAAUCGCCGUCUCGCUGAUCGCCAAGGACGGCGAGGAGAUGCCGAUGCACGGCACCUGCGACUGCAACGGCAAGGUCGAGAGCUGGCUGAAUCGCAUCACGGACGCGAUGCGACGCGCCGUGCGCCACCACUUCAAGCAGGCCGUCAACUCGUACGCCUAUAAACCGCGCGAGGAGUGGAUAUUCGAUUACGAGGCGCAGCCGGCUUUGUGCGGCACGCAGAUCUGGUGGACGAGCGAGGUCAACGUCGCCUUCGCCCAGCUCGAGGAGGGCUUCGAGAACGCCCUCAAGGACUACCAGAAGAAGCAGAUCGCCCAGCUGGUGGCGCUGAUCACGCUGCUUAUAGGCGAGCUGACGGACAACGAUCGCCAGAAGAUCAUGACCAUUUGCACGAUAGACGUGCACGCGCGGGACGUGGUGGCCAAGCUGAUAGCGAUGAAGGCCGAGACGGGUGCGGACUUUCAGUGGCAGUCGCAGCUGCGCCACAGGUGGGACGACAAGCAGGGCGACUGCUUCGCCAACAUCUGCGACGCCUGCUUUCCCUACGGCUACGAGUAUCUGGGUAACACGCCGCGUCUCGUCAUCACGCCGCUGACGGAUCGCUGCUACAUCACCCUGACCCAGUCGCUGCAUCUGGUGAUGGGUGGGGCACCGGCGGGACCCGCGGGCACGGGCAAGACCGAGACCACCAAGGAUCUAGGCAGGGCGCUCGGCCAGAUGGUCUACGUGUUCAACUGCUCCGAGCAGAUGGACUACAAGUCCUGCGCCAACAUCUACAUGGGCUUGGGCCAAACGGGCGCCUGGGGCUGCUUCGACGAGUUCAAUCGCAUCAGCGUCGAGGUGCUCUCCGUCGUAGCGGUGCAGGUCAAGUGCGUGCUGGACGGCAUCAAGGCGCGCCGCAAGACCUUCCUGUUCUUCGGCCAGGAGCUGAAUCUCGUCCAGUCGGUGGGCAUGUUCAUCACCAUGAAUCCCGGCUACGCCGGACGUACCGAGCUGCCGGAGAAUCUCAAGGCACUGUUCAGGCCGUGCGCCAUGGUGGUGCCGGAUUUCGAGCUCAUCUGCGAGAUCAUGCUGGUCGCCGAGGGCUUCCAGGAGGCCCGACUGUUGGCGCGCAAAUUCAUCACCCUGUACACGCUGUGCCGCGAGCUGCUUUCCAAGCAGGACCACUACGAUUGGGGCUUGAGGGCCAUCAAGUCCGUGCUCGUGGUGGCGGGCAAGCUCAAGCGCGGCGACCGUAACAGGCCCGAGGAUCAGGUGUUGAUGCGAGCCCUGAGAGACUUCAAUCUGCCCAAGAUCGUGACGGACGACGUGCCCGUGUUCAUGGGCCUGAUCGGCGAUCUGUUCCCCGCACUGGACGUGCCGCGUAAACGAGACAUGACGUUCGAGGCGGACGUGAGACAGGCCACCCUCGAUCUCAAGCUGCAGCCCGAGGAGGGCUUCGUGCUCAAGGUCGUGCAGCUGGAGGAGCUGCUGUUCGUGCGCCACUCGGUGUUCAUCAUCGGCUUCGCCGGCACCGGCAAGAGCCAAGUCUGGAAGACGCUGUUUCGCACCUAUCACAAUCUCAAACGCAAGCCCAUGUACAACGAUCUGAAUCCCAAGGCGGUGACCAACGACGAGCUAUUCGGCGUCAUCAAUCCCAUGACCAGAGAGUGGAAGGACGGAUUGGUAUCGGUGCUGAUGCGCGACCAGGCCAAUCUGCAGGGCGACGGGCCCAAGUGGAUCAUCUUCGACGGCGACAUCGAUCCCAUGUGGAUCGAGUCGCUCAACACGGUGAUGGACGACAACAAAGUGCUGACGCUGGCCAGUAACGAGCGCAUCGCCCUCACCAAGCAGAUGAGGCUCAUCUUUGAAAUCUCCAAUCUACGAACCGCCACUCCAGCCACCGUCUCCAGAGCUGGAAUCUUAUACAUCAAUCCGCAAGACUUGGGCUGGAGUCCCUUCAUCCAAUCGUGGAUCGACAAUCGCGAGCCAAGCGAGCGCGACACCCUCUUCCUGCUCUUCGAAAAAUACAUACCGCCUCUGCUCGACGCCGUCAAGACGAAAUUCAAAAAGAUCACCCCGAUCCCGGACAUCUGCCAUCUCGAGAUGGUCUGCAAUCUGCUCGACUGCUUCCUGACCAAAGAAACGGUGCCCACGGGCAGCCCCAAGGAGUGGUACGAGCUGUACUUCGCGUUCGCCUGCAUCUGGGGCUUCGGCUCGGCCCUGUUCCAGGACCAGCUCGUCGACUGGCGCAACGAGUUCAGCAAGUGGUGGAUCGCCGAGUUCAAGGCCGUUCGUUUCCCGGCGGGCGGCAACGUCUUCAACUACUUCAUCGAUCCGGAGACGAGCAAUCUCGUGCCCUGGCAGGAGAAGGUGGAAAAAUUCUUCCUGGACACGGACAUACCGCUGCAGGCCACCCUGGUGCCUACGAGCGAGACGGUGCGAAUCCGCUUCUUCAUGGACAUGCUGAUGGCCAGGAAGAAGCCGUGCAUGUUGAUCGGCUCGGCGGGCUCGGGCAAGAGCGUCAUCGUCGCGGACAAGCUGUCGAGUCUGUCGCUCGAUUACAACGUCGCCAACGUACCGUUCAAUUACUACACGAGCUCGGAGAUGCUCCAGAAAGCACUGGAGAGACCGCUGGAAAAAAAAGCCGGCCGCAAUUUCGGCCCGCCCGGCUCCAAGUCGCUCGUCUACUUCAUCGACGAUCUGAACAUGCCCGAGGUCGACACCUACGGCACAGUAGGCGCCCACACGAUCAUACGCCAGUACAUCGACUACGGCCACUGGUACGAUCGGGCCAAGUUCACCCUCAAGGACAUACACAACGUGCAGUUCGUCUCGUGCAUGAACCCGACGGCGGGCUCGUUCACCAUCGACAGCCGACUGCAGCGUCACUUCGCCGCGUUCGCCGUCAGCUUCCCCGAGAAGCAGACCCUCGUCACUAUCUACAGUCAGAUUCUCGAGCAGCACGUCGGCAACGCUCUGCACAAGAUCCAGCCCAACGUGGCGAAGAUGGCCCCCCAGAUCGUCGACGCCGCGGUCUACCUGCACGACAAGAUCUCCACGACGUUCCUGCCCACAGCCGUCAAGUUUCACUACAUCUUCAAUCUGCGCGAUCUGUCCAACAUCUUUCAGGGUCUGCUGUUCUCGAUCGGGGCCACGAUCCCCAACGAGCUGACGUUCUGUCGGUUGUACAUACACGAGGCGACGCGCGUCUACGCCGACAAGCUGGUCGACGCCGUGGACAAGGACGAGUUCGACUCGCUGCUGCGCGACGCCAUGAAGAAGAACGUACAGAUAUUCGACGAGGAUCAGGCCUUCGUCGAGCCCGUGGUGUUCUGCCACUUCGCCGAGGCGGCGGGCGACGCCAAGUACAUGCCCAUCCUCGACUGGCCGCAUCUCGACAAGAUACUCAACGACGCGCUGCUCAAUUACAACGAGCUCGUCUCGGCCAUGAAUCUUGUGAUGUUCGAGGACGCCAUGUAUCACGUCUGUCGGAUAAAUCGCAUCCUCGAGGCGCCCAGGGGCAACGCGCUGCUCAUCGGCGUCGGCGGCAUGGGCAAGCAGUCGCUGUCGCGGCUCGCCUCGUUCAUCUCCUCGCUCGAGGUCUUCCAAGUCCAACUCAGGAAAGGCUACUCGAUCAACGAUCUGAAGGCCGACAUCAGUCUGCUGUACGUCAAGGCGGGCCUGAAGAAUCUCGGCAUCACUUUCCUCAUGACGGACUCGCAGGUGGCCCAGGAGCACUUCCUCGUGGUGGUGAACGACAUGCUGGCCUCGGGCGACAUCGCCGAUCUGUUUCCCGACGAUCAGGUCGAGAACAUUAUCAACGCCAUGAAGAACGAGGUGAAGCAGGCGGGGAUACUGGACACUAGGGAGAACUGCUGGAAGUUCUUCAUCGACAAGGUGCGGAAGCAGCUCAAGUGCGUGCUGUGCUUCUCGCCGGUGGGCGACACGCUGAGAAAGAGAGCACGACAGUUCCCGGCCCUAGUCAAUUGCACGUCCAUCAAUUGGUUCCAAGACUGGCCUCGGGAGGCUCUGGAGUCGGUGUCGGCGAGAUUUCUCGAGGAACUCGAAGUUUUACCCGAAGAGUUUCGCCCGUCCGUAUCCCUCUUCAUGUCGUUCGUGCACUCGGUCGUCAACGACACCUCCAAGCUCUAUCUCCAAAACGAGCGCCGCUACAAUUACACGACGCCCAAGUCGUUCCUCGAGCAGAUCAAUCUCUACUCGAAGCUGCUGAACAACAAGACGCACAACUUGAAGUCCAUGAUCGAGCGUUUGGUCAACGGUCUGGAGAAGCUCGAGUCGUGCGCUGGACAGGUGGACGAGUUGAAAGUGACGCUGGCCGUGCAAGAGGUCGAACUGAAGAAGAAGAACGAGGUGGCGGACAAGAUAUUGGCCGAAGUCACCGCGGAGAAUACAAAGGCCGAAGUGGAAAAGGCUUUCGUAAGCGGCGAGGAGGAAAAGGUCGCCGACAUCAAGGAGAGCGUCGCGCAGAAGCAGAAGAAAUGCGACGAAGAUUUGGCAAAGGCUGAGCCAGCCGUGCGUAAAGCCGAGGAGGCUCUCAACACAUUGAACAAGAACAACCUCACCGAGCUGAAGGCGUUCACCUCUCCACCCGAAGCCGUAGCCAAGGUCGUCGAGGCCGUCCUGGUGCUGUUCUCGCCCAAGGGCAAGGUGCCCAAGGACCGCAGCUGGAAGGCCUGCAAGGUCAUGAUGGGCGGUGCCGAUCAGUUCCUCAACGCGCUGAGGACCUACAACAAGGAGAACAUCCAUCCGGACGUGAUGAAGGCCCUGCAGCCGUACAUCAAGGACAAGGGCUUCGAUCCCGAGCUGAUCAUGACCAAGUCGCAGGCGGCCUCGGGCCUGUGCAGCUGGGUGCUCAAUAUCGUGGCCUUCUACUACAUCAACGAGGAGGUCAGGCCGCUGAGGCAGGCCCUGGCGGCGGCCAACGCCGAGCUCAAGGCCGCCAUGGAGAAGCUCACGUCGCUGCGCGCACGACUGGCCGAAUUGCAAAAAGUACUGGACGCUCUGAGCGAGAAGAUGGAGAUCGCGAUGACCGAGAAGCAAAAGUGCCAAGCCGAGGCCGACGCCACCGAGACGGCCAUCGACCUGGCCAAUCGACUCGUCAACGGUCUUGGCUCGGAAAAAGUUCGCUGGGCCGAAACCGUCGAAUACCUGAAAGAGUCAGGCAUCAAAAUCACCGGCGACAUCCUCCUCGUCACGGCCUUCAUCUCCUACGUCGGCUGCUUCUCGCGCAAGUAUCGGGUCGACCUGCUCAACGUCCACUGGAUCCCGUUCCUGAACAAUCUCGAGGUGCAGAUACCGCGCUCGGAGGAUCUCGACCCGCUGGGCAUGCUGACGGACGACACUCAGAUCGCCCAGUGGAACAACGAGGGUCUGCCCACGGAUCGGAUGUCCGCGGAGAACGCCACGAUACUGACCAACUCGACGCGUUGGCCGCUGAUGAUCGAUCCACAGCUGCAGGGCAUCAAGUGGAUCAAGAACAAGUACGGCGAGGAUCUGAAGAUCCUGAGGCUGACGCACAGAAAUUAUCUCGAUCAGAUCGAGUUCGCCAUUAUGAACGGAGAUAUCGUGUUGUUGGAGAAUAUAAUGGAGAGCAUCGACGCGGUGCUCGAUCCGAUUCUCGGCAGGGUGCUCAUCAAGAAGGGAACUAUGAUAAAGAUCGGCGACAAGGAGAUCGACUACAAUCCCCAAUUCCGUCUGAUCCUCCAAACGAAGCUCGCCAAUCCUCACUACAAGCCCGAGAUCCAGGCACAGACGACCCUGAUCAAUUUCACCGUGACCCAGGACGGCCUGGAGGAGCAGCUUCUCGGCGAGGUGGUGAAAGCCGAGCGACCCGAUCUCGAGGCCACCAAGUCCGAGCUCACCAAGCAGCAGAACACCUUCAAGAUCACCCUGAAGAAGCUCGAGGACGAUCUGCUGCAGAGGCUGUCGUCGGCCGGGCCCAACGUGCUGAGCGACGUCGCCCUCGUGGAGAAUUUGGAGAACACCAAGCGUACGGCGGCGGAGAUACAGAUCAAGGUGGCCGAGGCCAAGAUCACCUCGGCCAAGAUCGACGAGGCGCGAGAGCUUUACAGACCGGCCUCGAGGCGGGCCAGUCUGCUCUACUUCAUUCUCAACGAUCUCUGCAAGAUCAAUAUGCUCUAUCAGUUUUCGUUGAAGGCCUUCACGGUGGUUUUCCAGAAUGCCAUUAGGUUCGCCGUCAAAGCCGACAAAAUCGACAAACGCAUAGAAAAUCUGAUCGACAGCAUAACGUACUUGGUGUUCGUCUACACCAGCCGAGGCCUCUUCGAAGCCGACAAACUCACCUUCUUGUGUCAAAUGGCCAUUCAGGUACUCUUACAAUCGGGCGGCAUCGAACGACCGGAAGUCGAUUUUCUCCUGCGCUAUCCGGUCGAUCCCAACAUCGUCAGUCCCAUCGAUUUUCUGUCGGACAUGAGCUGGGCCGGGGUGAAGUUCCUGAGCAACAUGGCCGAGUUCACGAAUCUCGACAAGGACAUCGAGGGCGCGGCCAAGAGAUGGAAAAAAUUCAUCGAGUCCGAGAAGCCGGAGCAGGAGAAACUGCCCCAGGAGUGGAAGAGCAAGUCGGCCUUCCAGAAGCUCUGCAUGAUCAGAUGCUUCCGGCUGGAUCGCAUGACCUACGCCGUCAAGACCUUCGUGGAAGCGGAACUGGGCCCGAAAUUCGUCGAGUCUCGCUCCAUGCCCUUCAAAAAGUCCUUCGAGGAGACGAGCGCCAUCACUCCGGUCUUCUUCAUCCUCUCGCCGGGCGUCGAUCCACUCAAGGACGUGGAGAAGCUCGGCCGCGAGAUGCACUUCACCGUGGAGAACGGCAAGUUCCACAACGUGUCGCUGGGUCAGGGCCAGGAGCCUGUGGCCGAGUCCGCGAUGGACCUGUCGGCCAGCGACGGCCACUGGGUCAUCCUGCAGAACGUCCAUCUGGUGCGCAGCUGGCUCAGCAGCCUCGAGAAGAAGCUCGAGCAGCUCUCGGAGGAUCCGCACGAGGACUAUCGGCUGUUCAUCAGCGCCGAGGCGAGCGCCGAUCCGCACGAGUCCGUCAUACCCCAGGGCAUCCUCGAGUCCGCGAUCAAGAUCACGAACGAGCCGCCGACGGGCAUGCAGUCGAACAUACACAAGGCCCUGGACAACUUCACCCAGGACACUCUCGAGUCCUGCUCCAAGGAGACCGAGUUCAAAGCCAUCCUCUUCGGGCUGUGCUACUUCCACGCCGUGGUGCAGGAGAGGCGUCGAUUCGGCCCCCAGGGCUGGAACCGCGUCUAUCCGUUCAACUUCGGCGACCUGACGAUCAGCGCCAUGGUCCUGCAGAACUAUCUCGAGAGCAACACCAAGGUGCCCUGGGAGGAUCUGCGCUAUCUCUUCGGCGAGAUCAUGUACGGCGGCCACAUCACCGACGACUGGGAUCGCCGAUUGAGCCGCACCUAUCUGCUCGAGUACCUGAGGCCGGAGCUCGUGGAGGCCGACAUGCAGUUCGCCCCGGGCUUCCAGGCGCCGCCCAACAGCGACUACCAGGCCUAUCACGAGUACAUCGACAAUCACAUACCCGCCGAGAGUCCGGUGCUCUACGGCCUUCAUCCCAAUGCCGAGAUCGGUUUCUUGACCGUCACGUCGGAAAAUCUGUUCCGCACCGUGCUGGAGAUGCAGCCGAAGAACGCGGGCGAGUCGGCCGGCCUCGGCAUGUCGCGCGAAGAGAAGGUCCGCUCGAUCAUCGAGGACACGCUCGACAAGUGCCCCGAGGAGUUCAACGUUCCCGACCUCAUGUCCAAAGUCGAAGACUUGACGCCCUACGUGAUCGUGGCUUUCCAAGAGUGCGAGAGGAUGAACAUACUCUCGAGAGAACUGAGGCGUUCGCUCACGGAGCUCGAGCUCGGUCUGAAGGGUGAACUGACGAUCAACGCGGACAUGGAGGACUUGGAGAACUACCUGUUCAUGGACGCGGUGCCCCCGUCCUGGACGAAGUUGGCCUAUCCGUCCAGUCUGAGCCUCACCAAUUGGAUAGCCGAUCUGCAGGUUCGUUACACCGAGCUGCAGAACUGGACCUCCGACUUCAACCUACCUGCAACCGUCUGGCUAUCCGGUUUCUUCAAUCCGCAAUCCUUCCUCACGGCCAUCAUGCAACAAACGGCCCGUAAAAACGAGUGGCCUCUGGACAAGAUGUGCCUCUACUGCGACGUCACCAAGAAGCAAAAGAACGAAUUCACUGGUCCGCCGCGCGAGGGUGCCUACAUAAGCGGCCUGUUCAUGGAGGGCGCGCGCUGGGACACGGCCUCGGGCUUCAUCGCCGACUCGCGCCUCAAGGAGCUCUUCCCCCAGAUGCCGGUCAUGUACAUCAAGGCCAUCACCCAGGACAAGGCCGAGAUGAAGAACAUGUACGACUGUCCGGUAUAUCGGACGAGGGCUCGUGGGCCCACCUACGUCUGGACCUUCAAUCUCAAGACCAAGGACAAGCCCCAGAAGUGGACGCUGGCUGGUGUCGCUAUCUUGUUGCAGACCUGA